Messenger RNA from Microcebus murinus (gray mouse lemur), 3602 nucleotides. Lineage: Eukaryota; Metazoa; Chordata; Mammalia; Primates; Cheirogaleidae. The record is from RefSeq and is a predicted model, not a curated record.
AACCCUUGCAGGUGGUAGAUCUUUAUUCAGCAUGGUUGUGGAACUUGAGUCUUGGCCUUGAGCUCCUUGCGAAAGGAGCCUCGUAGUGUGAUUUCGAAGGUCCUCAGGUGAGACUGGUGCCUUCUCAAAGCUGCUGGUGGGCGCCGGCUUGCGGAGCUGUUGUGUGUACACUCCUGGAGCCACCGAGGGCCGGCUGGCUCCCGGCCUUCACAACAGCGCCGACAGUGAACUUUGCUGGUCGUGAGCCGUUGCGAAAGUCCGUUGGUGUGCAGGAAGCCUGCUCAUGAGUGCUUGAAAUGAGUCGUGUGUGCCUUUGGGGCACUGGGACCACACUGGCCCCAGAGCCUGCUCUGUGCUACAAGCAGUUACUGAGUGGGUGAGGUGACCCACCUGCCGAUGGCGAGUGAUGUCACAACUGGAAAGAAUCCCACCCCCUUGCCUCCUGCCGCCAACUGCCGCCCGCCCUGCCCUGCACCUCCUGUCCUUCCCACCGCCUCCUGCCAGGCUGGCUCUGGGAAGUGGGUGAAAGGAGACGCCAAAAGCAACGCGUGGGCCUCUGGCCACCUCCCAGGGGUGGUGCUCCUCUGUGACACCUGGUGCCGGGGCACGAGGAAGGGACGGUCACAGCCACCCAGGAAGGAGGCAGGUAGGCCGGGAAGGCUGGCGGCCUGCCAUCAACCGGGCUGUGUUCUGUACCCUCCCCAGGCAGCGGUCACAGUGGCGGUGAGGCUGUGGUGGGUCGCACAGGAUGCCCCAGGCCCUGGAGCAGGCAGACGGUGGCUGGGCCUGGGUGGUACUGCUGGCCACGCUGGUGACCCAGGGCCUCACCCUGGGCUUCCCCACCUGCAUUGGCGUCUUCUUCACGGAACUGCAGCAUGACUUCCAGGCCAGCAACAGCGAGACCUCCUGGUUCCCCUCCGUGCUGCUGGCUGUGCUCCACGCUGGCGGGCCCCUGUGCAGCGUCCUGGUGGAGCGCUUUGGCUGCCGAGUGACUGCGAUGCUGGGGGGCGUGCUGGCCAGCCUGGGCAUGGUGGCCGGCUCCUUCUCCCGCACCCUCAGCCAGCUCUACCUCACGGCUGGACUCAUCACAGGCCUGGGCAUGUGCUUCAGCUUCCAGUCCAGCAUCACGGUGCUGGGACUCUACUUCAUCCGCCGGCGGGCGCUGGCCAACGCACUGGCCUCAGCGGGUGUCUCCCUCGGCAUCACGCUCUGGCCCUUGCUGUCGCUCUACCUGCUCGAAGGCCUGGGCUGGAGGGGAGCCUUCCUUGUCUUCGGCGGGGUCCUUCUCCACUGCUGCGUCUGUGGGGCCAUCCUGAGGCCUGUGGCCACUAACAGGGCCCUUGAGACCAGAGAUGUUCCCCUUCUACCUCCCAAGACGCCUGUCCUGGGCUGUCUGGCAGUAUGUGGCCGGACCGUCCAGCGGCACCUGGCCUUUGACAUCCUACAGCACAACGUGCGCUACUGCGUCUACACGCUGGGUGUGACGUGGAUGAUCGUGGGCUUCCCGCUGCCACAUGUCUUCCUGGUGCCAUACGCCAUGUGGCAUGGCGUGGACGAGCAGCGGGCAGCCCUGCUCAUCUCCAUCAUUGGCCUUAGCAACAUCUUCCUGCGGCCCAUGGCCGGGCUGGUGGCAAGCCAGCGGGCCUUUGCCAGCCACCGCAAGUACCUGUUCUGCCUGGCAGUCCUGCUCAACGGACUCACCAACCUGGUGUGCGCAGUGUCGGCCGACUUCCGGGUGCUAGUGGGCUACUGCCUGGUGUACAGCGUGUCCAUGAGCUGCAUCGGUGCCCUCAUCUUCCAGGUCCUCAUGGACCUUGUCCCCAUGCAUCGAUUCCCCAGCGCCCUGGGCCUCUUCACCACCCUGGAAGGCGUCGCUGUCCUCAUCUCCCCGCCGCUGGCUGGGUUCCUCCUGGACACCACCAACAACUUCAGCUACAUUUUCUACAUGUCAAGCUUCUUCCUCAUUUCGGCUGCCCUCUUCAUGGGUGGCAGCUUCUACUCCCUGCAGAAGAAGGAGCAGCAAGGCAGGCAUGCUAAGGAGGAAGGAGCCAGAGUGGAGGCUGCCCCAGAGUGGGGUCAUACCUUGGAAGGCAAAGACAGUCCCGAGAAGCAGCUGUGCCCUGAGAUCAUGUAUGUGACCAGCGUCUGAGCUCAGGGGUCAGUGAGUGACCACAGUCUCAGCCCACGAAUGAGACCUCUGGCUGCUUCACCAGGGGCUGGGGUGAAGGGGGGCCCAGGAAGCCUGGAUCUUAGGCUGUCCACACUCCACAAGCUGGGACUCAGAGGAGCUGGGACCACGAAGGCGGCCUCUAAACAUUCAGGAUUCCUUCCAGCCAGCAGAAUCCAGGAGCAGUCUUCCCGACUCUUCUCAGACAGCAAGGGACCUGGGUCUGCCAUGGCCAGCUCAGUUCACUGGCUGCUCAUUGCUGCUCCUACGACUCAACACACUACACAUUCCAGCGCAGCUGGGAUGCCUCCGACAUCAUUCCUCUUUGUCCUUCUCUGGCCUGCAGACAGGUCUGAAGAGCUCAGCUUCCUCCAGGGCCCUCUUGCCCACCUCUUCCCAAGUGACCCAGCCCUUACCUUUAAGGCAGCCAAGGCUGGUGGCGUGGCUGCCCCACACAGGUCGCUGGGCCUCACGCUGACUGUGAGAGGCGGUGGUGGAGGGCCAGGCUGAGGGGUUGGCCUGGAUGCCGGAUUGGGGCAGAUUCAAGGUCGAGUGGAGUGCCCAUCCUGCCACCUCCACAGAGCGCAGGAGGGGAGCCCCUGGCUUGGGUCCUGGAAUCGGUGAAGUAUGAAGGGUCCUCUGUAGUCUCAGCAAGGCCUGCUCAGGGGCUUCUUCCUUCCUCUGCCUCUUUGGAAGGCAAAAGACAGCCCCAAGAAGUGGCUGUGCCCUGAGAUUGUGUAUGUGGCCAGUGUCUGAGCCCAGAGGUCAGUGAGUGACCACUGUCUCAGCCCAGGAAUGGGACCUCCAGCUGCUUCACCAGGGGCUGGGGUGAAGGGUGGCCCAGGAAGCCUGGAUCUUAGGCUGUCCAGGUUCUACAAGUUGGGACUCAGCUAGGAGCUGGGACCAUAGAGGCAGCCUCUAAACACUCAGGGUUCCUCCAGCCAGCAGGAUCCAGGAGCAGCCCUCCUGACUGUUCUCAGAUACCAAGGUACCCUGGAACCUUGGUGGGGAAGGUUAAUGCUGGGGUGAGGGGAAGCCAGACAUUUGACUGACCAGGGCAAGAAGGCUUGCUAGGCAGCUUGAAGACUGCUGUGAAAUGAGGCUGCUUCUGCAACAGAAGCCCAUGUGCUCCCCGUCCUGUCCUCCCGAGGCCCCCCUCUCCCUGCCCUGGUAGAGGUAUCAGCCCUGGGGUAAGUUGCAGGCUGGGCCAGCUGCCAGUCCAGCCUGCUUCCUGUCGGCCUGAGCCUGGGGCCUGGAGGUCAGAGCUCCCCCAGUACAGGUCAUCACCCAGGGACUGGCUGUCAUCAGCCCAGGCCUGUCCCAGCAGGGUACCAAGGGAAUGGGAAAACAGAGUGUGUUUGAAUUAAACACAAAAAUGUUCCCUGUAGCAGGUCAUAAACUCUGUGAACUAAUAAAGCUGGAAAACAGGCCUGGA